GCAGCCCCCCCCCGCCCCUUGCCAAGGCGAGGCAGGCCUCUCCCUAUCCCCCUCCCCACCCCCUUCCCACCACUUAUCCCGGAGUGCCCCCCCAUACCCCCCAGCACCCCCCCCGUGCUGGGCUGAAGUCCCGGAAGAGCAGGCAGGGGUGCCCUUGAUCCCCUCCACCUCAUCACUUCCCCUUCCCCCCCCCCAUCGAAGGGGCUGGGGGCGCCUCAGGAGUGAGACGAGGGGGGAUUUCUCGAGCCCCCCUCCUUCCUCCAGCGAGGAAGAGCUGGGUGCAGGGGCAUUGCCAAGCCUGCAAAGGGGGCAAAGAGGGGGGGCUCCCCUCAGGCCAAGCCCCCCCAGAGAGGGGCUGCCCUCCCUUCCCCUUCCCCCCCAGCCAUGGAGAUGCAGAAGGGGAAGGGGGGAACAGCAGGAGGAGGAGGAGGGAAGUUGCUGGUCUCCACUCUUCUGGAUGCCAAGGAUGAGUUGGAGGAGAGACUAGAAAGAUGCGUAGGCAUCGUGACUUCACUGACCAACGGGCUGUCAGAAAGAGAAGCUAAUGAUGCCCUGAACGCUCAUAUAUGUAAAGGAACUCCCCAACAUGAGGAAAUUUGCCUGGGUCUUUUCACCCUGGUCUUGACUGAACCUGCCCAGGCACAGAAGUGCUACCGGGACUUGGCACUGGUGAGCCGAGACGGCAUGAACAUUGUUCUCAACAAGAUCAAUCAGAUUCUCAUGGAGAAAUACUUGAAGCUGCAGGACACCUGUCGGACCCAGCUGGUGUGGUUGCUGCGGGAGCUGGUGAAGAGCGGGGUGCUUGGAGCGGAUGGUGUCUGCAUGACAUUCAUGAAGCAGAUUGCAGGUGGGGAUGUGACAGCAAAGAAUAUCUGGUUGGCUGAGAAUGUCCUUGAGAUACUGACUGAGCAAAGAGAAUGGGUACUGAAAAGCAGUAUCCUAAUAGCCAUGACUGUGUACACGUAUCUGCGGCUCAUUGUGGACCAUCAUGGCACAUCUCAGCUCCAAGUGCUUCGUCAAAAGGAGGUGGAUUUCUGCAUCUCCCUUCUCCGAGAACGGUUCAUGGACUGCUUCAUGAUUGGCCGGGACCUGGUGAGGCUCCUGCAAAACGUUGCCAGGAUACCUGAGUUCGAGCAGCUCUGGAAGGACAUCAUCCACAACCCACAGGUCCUCAGCACGCAGUUCACAGGUGUCCUGCAGCUCCUUCAGUCAAGGACUUCUCGCAAAUUCCUGGCCUGUCGCCUCACUCCUGACAUGGAAACCAAGCUCCUCUUCAUGACCUCACGGGUCCGAUUUGGCCAGCAGAAGCGGUACCAGGACUGGUUUCAGCGACAGUACCUGUCCACUCCCGACAGCCAGUCCUUGCGCUGUGACCUCAUACGCUACAUCUGUGGUGUGGUACACCCCUCCAACGAGGUGCUCAGCUCUGACAUCCUCCCGCGCUGGGCCAUCAUUGGGUGGCUGCUCACCACCUGCACGUCCAACGUUGCUGCUUCAAAUGCCAAACUUGCUCUAUUCUAUGAUUGGCUCUUCUUCAACCCUGAGAAGGACAGCAUCAUGAAUAUAGAGCCUGCCAUUCUUGUGAUGCAUCACUCCAUGAAGCCUCACCCUGCCAUCACCGCCACAUUGCUGGAUUUCAUGUGCCGGAUUAUUCCCAAUUUCUACCCUCCACUGGAAGCUCAUGUCCGGCAAGGAGUGUUCAAUUCUCUCACCCACAUUGUGGAGAAGCGAGUCCUUGCACAUCUGGCCCCUCUCUUCGACAACCCCAAGUUGGACAAAGAGCUCCGUGCCAUGCUGAGGGAGAAAUUCCCGGAGUUCUGCAGUUCACCCUCACCCCCCAUCGAAGUCAAAAUUGAGGAGCCUGUUUCCAUGGAAAUGGACAAUCACAUGUCUGACAAGGAUGACAGUUGCUAUGACAAUGCAGAGGCCGCAUUUAGUGAUGAUGAAGAGGACUUGAACAGCAAAGGGAAGAAGAGGGAGUUCAGGUUUCAUCCGAUCAAAGAAACCAUUGUGGAGGAGCCUGUUGAUAUCACACCGUUCCUGGACCAACUGGAUGAGUCACUGAAGGACAAAGUCCUGCAGCUGCAGAAGGGAAGCGAUACGGAAGCUCAGUGUGAGGUCAUGCAGGAAAUCGUGGAUCAAGUCCUGGAGGAGGACUUUGACUCAGAGCAGUUAUCAGUGCUCGCAUCCUGCCUCCAAGAGCUAUUUAAGGCUCACUUCCGUGGUGAGGUUUUGCCAGAAGAAAUCACAGAGGAGUCUCUGGAGGAGUCAGUGGGGAAGCCACUCUACCUAAUAUUUAGGAAUCUCUGCCAGAUGCAGGAAGAUAACAGUGGUUUCUCACUGCUGCUGGAUCUCCUAUCAGAACUCUAUCAGAAGCAACCCAAGAUUGGCUACCACCUUCUAUACUACUUGAAAGCCAGCAAAGCUGCAGCAGGGAAGAUGAACCUGUAUGAGUCCUUUGCCCAGGCCACGCAGCUGGGGGACCUGCACACGUGCCUGAUGAUGGACAUGAAGGCCUGCCAGGAAGAUGAUGUACGACUGCUUUGCUACCUCACUCCUUCCAUUUACACAGAGUUCCCAGAUGAGACCCUACGAAGUGGAGAGCUGCUGAACAUGAUUGUAGCUGUCAUAGACUCAGCCCAGUUGCAGGAGCUGGUGUGCCACGUGAUGAUGGGCAACCUGGUGAUGUUCCGAAAAGACUCAGUGCUCAACAUCCUGAUUCAAAGCCUGGAUUGGGAGACCUUUGAGCAGUACUGCACCUGGCAGCUCUUCCUUGCUCACAGCAUUCCUCUGGAGACCAUAAUCCCCAUCCUGCAACACCUCAAAUACAAAGAACAUCCGGAGGCAUUAUCCUGCCUGCUGCUACAGCUGAGGCGAGAGAAGCCCAGCGAGGAAAUGGUGAAGAUGGUGCUGAGCCGGCCCUGCCAUCCCGAUGACCAGUUCACCACGAGUAUCCUGCGGCACUGGUGCAUCAAACACGAUGACCUCCUGGCUGAGCACAUCAAAUCGCUGCUGAUCAAGAACAACAGCCUACCGCGAAAACGCCAAAGCCUGCGCAGCUCCAGCAGCAAACUGGCCCAGCUGACCCUGGAGCAGAUCCUGGAGCACCUGGACAACCUCCGCCUCAACCUGACCAACACCAAACAGAACUUUUUCAGCCAAACCCCGAUCCUACAGGCCCUGCAGCACGUCCAGGCCAGCUGUGACGAAGCCCACAAGAUGAAGUUCAGUGACCUCUUCUCCCUGGCAGAGGAGUAUGAAGACUCCUCCACCAAACCCCCAAAGAGCCGCCGAAAAGCCACGCUGUCAAGCCCCCGGAGCCGGAAGAACGCAGCGCAGCCUGCCAACAACGAGGAGGAGUCGGCCUCCAGCAGCGCCUCGGAGGAAGAAGACACCAAGCCCAAACCCACCAAACGGAAAAGGAAAGGCUCCUCGGCCGUGGGCUCGGACAGUGACUGAGGGCAGAGUCCUGCCGCCGGGCGCUGCCCGGGCCCUGCGCUGAGCUGCAGCAGCUCUCAGCAUCCUGGCGCAGCCGCAGCAGCAGCUCUGCAACUGGACAGAAGCCAUUGCCAGGAAGGACCUGAGAGCACGCGUCCCCUCUCCGUCUCUGCAUCUGCGCCCCAUCGUACGCCUCCGUGCCCCCAGGACGCAGGGCACCCCACUUCCCGCAGCGGGCGCUGCCCUUCCACAUCCCCCCCUUCCCACUUUGACUUUUUAGCUCCUUUUUCUUGGCAGCUGGGGGUUGGAGCGUGCACCCCUCCAGACCACAGGACUGGCUCCAACCCAUGCCGGCUCCAGGGGCAGCAUGGACAGAUGUCCCCAGGUGGGGACGCAGCAGCUGCCAGGGCCCAGGGUGCUGGCAGGGGACUCGGGGCGGGAAGCCCCUGGCUGUAUAUCACAUGCCUCCUAUUUUCAUAUAAGAAAUGUAAAUAAACAGUGCGAACCAGCUUGCUGCCCUGGGAUGCUUCUGGUGGGGGGGGGGGCAAGGCACCAGCUCGCUGCUCACAGGUGCCCUAGGGCUGCAGCACCCAUGGGCUGGAGGAGGCCGGUGCGGCCCCCUGCUCGGAGCAGAGAGCCGGGGACGGGGCUGUGUCUUGGCCAGUCCUGCUCCGGCACUGGGCUCGGCCCCUCCGCUGGGGUGGCAGCGGGUUCGGCGACUCCGGCAGCGCCGGCUCUGCCUGCUCCAGAGCUCCUCGUGUGCACGAGGAGGCGGAGAUGCUUUUAAUUUUUACCCCCAGAGAUACUAGCGUUUCUAAGCGUUUUUAAAAAAUAAAAACUCUCAAACGUUUUGUACAAA
Molecule: messenger RNA, 4297 nt
Organism: Rhea pennata
Lineage: Eukaryota; Metazoa; Chordata; Aves; Rheiformes; Rheidae
Gene: INTS3
Product: integrator complex subunit 3
Exons: 30
Coding region: 385-3459 (1024 amino acids)
Cellular component (GO): cytoplasm
Source: RefSeq, a predicted model, not a curated record